This is a messenger RNA of Triplophysa dalaica, 2766 nucleotides long. RefSeq names its product natural killer cell receptor 2B4-like. The transcript is spliced from 7 exons. Lineage: Eukaryota; Metazoa; Chordata; Actinopteri; Cypriniformes; Nemacheilidae. Bases 472 to 1437 code for a protein of 321 amino acids. The record is from RefSeq and is a predicted model, not a curated record.
CAGUCACUUAUUUGGGAUGGUCGGCAGGAGGAGCUUGUUUGACGCACAUAAAGAAGAAACGUUUAUUACGCACAACGACCGAAAUACGCGGACAAGGAACUAUACACGAAGAACCUCAUGAAAUAUGGAUCUUAUUAAAACGACCCCGAUAUCUGUACUUUUAGUUUUGAUCCCAAAAAAUAGGGUUUAUUCGGUUUUUAACAGCCGGGUGUCUCGAUACAGUUCUAGUUUAGACAUGACGUACACCAGAAGCUUGUACGUCUAUAAAAAUAUUUUUCGGUUUUUUCCGUUUUCGGGGUUUGGAGAUUAAAUAAUCACAUGACUUUACAAGACCGUGUGUUCUAUAGAAGAAUAUAUUUACUUUAGUGACAGGGUCUGUCUAGGACACAAAGCAGAACAUUAACUGGAGUUUUAUCAGGAAGUGGACAGCUGCCAAUUUUGUCCUCAGACUCACCAAACAGCGCUCAUCACAUGCGUAAUCCGGACAUCGUGCUACACAUUGACAGGAGCUUUGAAACAGAUUUCGAGACUUUAUGCUUUAUUAAGAACUUUGUUCCCAGGAUGACAUUAGUGAAACUUUUUGUGCUGAUCUUCGUUCUAAAAGGUGUGUUUGGCUUCACUAUAUCUGGAUCAACACCAGUGUCAGUGAUGGAGGGAGAUUCUGUCACUCUACACACUGAUCUUAUUCACAUACAGAGACGUGAUCAGAUUUUGUGGAUGUUUGGACCUCGAGAGACUCGGAUAGCUGAAAUCUAUACGCAAAGUGUUAACAUGUAUGACAGUAAUAAGAUAUUUGGAGACAGACUGAAUUUGGACAGUCAGACUGGAUCUCUCAUCUUCACAAACAUCACAAUCACAGACACUGGACUUUAUAAACUAGAGAUCAUCAACUGCAUAGAAACAUCAGGAACGAAAUUCAAUGUUACAGUCUACGCUCAUCUGCCUGCUCCUGUCAUCGACAGAAAGUCUUUACAGUGUUCAAACUGUUCUGUGUCGUGUUCAGUGAUGAAUGUGACACAUGUGAGUCUCUCCUGGUACAAAGGAAACAGUUUAUUGUCCAACAUCAGUGUGUCUGAUCUCAAAAUCAGACUCUCUCUACCUCUGGAGGUGGAAUAUCAUGAUACAAACACAUACAGAUGUGUGGUGUCCAAUCCCAUCACAAACCACACACAACAUCUACUCAUCACUGAUGUCUGUCAGCCGUGUUCAGGUUUACAUCAUACUGACUUGGUUGUCAUCUUAGUGGUUACAGUCAUUCUAAUAUCAGCAGCUGGUUUGGUCUGUUUUGUCAAGAUUGUAGCAGUCAAACACUGUCGGAUCAAUAAACAAGAACCGCAGGAAUCCAAUGAAGAAGAGACGCUAUCUUUGAAUCACUUGAACAAUAUGGGAGCCACAAGUGAUAUGGUUUCUGCACCAGCAGUUUCAAAUGGAGUUUAACAUUAUUCCAGUGUCCUCCAUAAUGUUUGGGACGUUUGUUUCUCAAGCUUGGAGGAUAGUAUACCAAAUGUGAUUCCUUCAUUCCUGAAGAUUUUUCAAAGAAGCAAGAUGUCUGAUCUCUUUGACUCUGUCCACAUAUGCAUCGAAGAGGGCCAAACAGAUCUUCAGUGAAACUAAACUACAGGACAAAAAAAGUAUCCAACGUUUUUUUUUAAUUUGCAUUAAACACACGCUCCAGUAUAAGGGUGAAACGAGUGUUGGAGUAUUUAAACCAACGCCCUAUCCAUCAGAAAACGUUCUUCUGCCGCAGGGGUUUCGAAGCAACUGUAGAAAAGUUUCUUCCUGCUUGUCCAAGUAUUUGCAUAUUAUUCUCCAAAUCCUGUUUUCCCUCCUUGUUAAAUCUCAAACAUGAAAUAAUCAUGUUGCCUUGGGAUGCAGCAUUUGCAAAAACAAAUCAGUGCUGUUAAAAUAAGUGUUAUGGCACUGCCACUGCCUUCAAUGAAAUCGACUUCUCAUAAUGUGUAUCAGUAGCUUGAUUGUCUAUCUAAACAUAAACGAAAUAAAAUAAAAAUCAUUAAAAGUUGAACGUUCUAAACAGAAAGCCAGUUUUAAGUUGUUGACAGUUAUGGUGAUAUUUCACCCGAAAAUGAAAUGGUGUCAUCAUUUACUCACCCUCAGAUUGUUCCAAACCUGUAAACAUUUCUUUGAUCUGCUAAAUAAAAGAAUAUAUUUGGCAGAAUGUCAGUAACCAACCAGAUCUCGUCACCCAUUGACUCCCACAGUAUACAUUUUCCCUACCUUAAUGGGAGAUGAGAUCUUAUUGAUUAUUGAAAUCAGGAUUUGGAAUUCAGAGGCCCCUGGGAACAUGUGUCUUGUAGAUCCCCCUUCACAGACAUACCCACAAUAAAGUUUUCAAUUAGAGGUCACUGAAAUGGUGAGAUUUGGAUGAUAUUAGUGGCAUGGGUGCGAAACGCAGCAGCCAGUCGAUUAGAACUGAGUGAGGUCAUAUGCAAUUGCUGAAGAGAAAUGAGCCAGUGUAGUAAUUUAUUUACUUUGCUUCAAGUUUGGGUGAAUGUACAUGUGUGUCUGUAUGUUUCGUUUUCUGUGACAAUGAAACACAAAUAAAGAAAAAGCAUUUUGAAAAUGAACAGGAAUUUGCAUUAUCACAAGUGUUACUUGAAAUAAACAUUCACAUACCCAUCUUGUUGUGUAAUUGAUAAAAACAACGACAAUCACUGUAUUUCUUCUUAAUAAUAGCAGCAUAGAUAACUGUUCACUGUUCAUAACUGUUCAACUGGGUGCUGUUGCAUAACUCUACCAAUAGAGGGC